Dicrocoelium dendriticum is the source of this 1168-nucleotide messenger RNA. The record is from the annotation of a GenBank genome assembly. Lineage: Eukaryota; Metazoa; Platyhelminthes; Trematoda; Plagiorchiida; Dicrocoeliidae.
GUUGGUUAUGAUUUCGCGAAAACGUUGCUUGCGCCUUCGCUUCCCCUGUGUUUCAUCGGACUCAGAUGAGGAAAAGUCAGAUGAUCCUGUCCCGUCGGGUCCUGUUCAGGAUGGUGACAAUGCUGUUGACGCUAUCCGAACUCUCCAGAAGGUCCGGAAAAGACCUGCGGGUAUUAGUUUAUCCGCACUUUCUACCGGUAAAGCUGCUCCCGAGGAAAUCGCUAUCGUGAGCGACCCAUUUAAAUUGAAGUCGGGUGGUUUAGUUGAGAUGCAUUGUGUUACUGGUACGAGGAGAGCGGAAGACGAGGACGAUGUUGAAGCUCGCCUUGCAAAAACUUUUGCCACGGAAACGAAUAAACGUGACGAGGAUGCCGAAAUGAUAAAGUACAUUGAAGAACAGGUGUCAAAACGCAAAGGCUUGCAGAAAUCGCCCUCUCCCGAACCAGUCGAGGAGUCAGAUCUCCUGCGCAACGUCCCAGAGUAUUUGCGACCGGUUAUUGGACAGCAGAGGGAAGAUAUGAUGUCUAACCAAAUGCUUUGUGGCAUACCGGAAGUCGAUCUAGGCGUCGAGGCAAAAAUGAGAAAUAUCGAGGCUACAGAAGAAGCUAAACAGUCAUUACUCAAACAACGAUUUAGUCGUCAAUGUGGACGGCCAUCCGGUGGACUCGCGCUAACUAAUGUGGCUGUAAACUUCGUGCAACACAGUAGAUGGACUAAUCAUCUCAGCGCAACCAACCCUUCCGACGUGGACAUUAAACUGGAACUUCAUAGUAUAUCAACCAAAGCCACUGACCUAGAGACCGGAUCCCAUCGGCCUAGCCCACAUCACCUAGAAGCAGAACGCGAACGAUUGCGCACUGAAAGAGCUACAGAUAGUUUGGCCUUGCAACGAUUCAAGACUUACAUGCGCGACCGAAAACGGCGGUAGCAUGGAUAUGGGACUACUCAUGUGUGAUUACGUUCUUGCUUUCUUUUCUGAUGCCUUCUUUCUAACUACCGCCGAUAUUAUUUGCUCAAUCAGCUAUGUAUCCUGUAAAUUGUAUAUUCACCAUCAUUAUUUGGGAGCAUUGUACUUGACUUUUCAUAGUGCAGUUUUCUAUGUUGCCACCGACAGGUAUGUCCAUAAUUUUUCCUCCUUCAGAUAAGACACUGCUUGAAGCACUUUCGC